This is a messenger RNA of Pochonia chlamydosporia 170, 462 nucleotides long. RefSeq lists its product as hypothetical. NCBI's taxonomy places the organism in Eukaryota, Fungi, Ascomycota, Sordariomycetes, Hypocreales, Clavicipitaceae. Bases 1 to 462 code for a protein of 153 amino acids. The transcript has a single exon. The record is from RefSeq and is a predicted model, not a curated record.
AUGCGGCAGAGAUUCCAGUCAGCAGGCUCGUCAAUGAUCAUUUUCCCGCUUCAUAUAGCUGUUCGGCAUGUUUAUAUUGCAACGUUUGCGCAUCAACUGGUCUGGAAUCUCCCGUUUGCCAACCCAGUCUCAACCAGAAGCAAAAAUGACGACAAUCAUGUCAUCAUUGCCUCAGGUGGAAGGGCCAACCUCGUCCACACCAGCAACCCCAGCCACGUGUUUUUGACCGUUGAUCUGACCCGACACCACGUUGUAUAUAUACACAUCCCGCCCAGCAAAACCAUUAAACCCAGGUUAUCAGCUCCUAUUUUCCAUUUCAACAUGCAAAUUGAAAAUAAAAUAUACCUCCGUGAGCGCAGACUCCGUUGUACUUUUUUCGCUCACAUCGCGAACCUGACGCGUUUGGGAGGCACGCGACACAAACACCCAAUCAGCGAAAUUGUUUGCUCCAGUUCUCCAUAA